Molecule: messenger RNA, 4348 nt
Organism: Doryrhamphus excisus (bluestripe pipefish)
Lineage: Eukaryota; Metazoa; Chordata; Actinopteri; Syngnathiformes; Syngnathidae
Gene: rbm6
Product: RNA binding motif protein 6
Biological process (GO): mRNA splicing, via spliceosome
Cellular component (GO): nucleus
Molecular function (GO): RNA binding
Source: RefSeq, a predicted model, not a curated record
UCUUCAGCUGCGUCCUCUAGUCACGUGACUCACCGCAGGUUGUUGCAGUCGUGGUUGAGACGCCGCCAUUAGUAUUCGCCAUUGGGAUUAAUUGACGACACACUCCCUCGUGUUCGAGAAAAUGUGGGAUGGACCAGGGCAAGGACCAAGGGGAAGACCUCCAUUUAGGGGUAAUCAUCACGGUGACAUGUUUGGACGAGAUCGCCCCAUGCCUGAAUUCAGGGGUCGAGAUGGGAUGAUGGGUCCCAUGGGCCACAUGGGUCCGAGACCUUUAGAUCUCCCACCCAUGGACAUGAGGAGGAUGGAAGGGCCACCGCUAGGUUGCCGUGACAUGGAUCCUCGUGAUAUGCGUGGGAGAGAACCGCACAGAGAUUACUACAGACCUGAUCACGGGCCAGAUUUCAACUUCCGAGGGCACUAUGAUGGCGAGGUCGGGGACAGUAUGAUGAAUUCACCAGGCUACUUUGGACCUGGCAGGAACUCUGCUGAUAUGGGAGGCAGAGAUAUGCAAAAUAGCCGAUUUAUGGGCACGGGAGGCAGGGAUGCGUUUCCCGAUGAUAUGCCAUGGUCCAAUUAUCCCAACAUGGACGGGAGAAGAGGCUUUCCCAUGGACAGAAUGGACAACAGGCAUGUGCAUAGGGACACACGGCCUCCAGUGGGAAUUGGAGAUAACGGACGUUUUAAUAUGGACACGCCUCCCCGUGAGAGGAGGAUGAUGGACUUGGACAGGAGGGGGCCACCACCACCGUUUAAUCACAGAGGUGGCUUUGAUUCCGAUAUGGAUUUUAGGAAGCACCCUGCAGCUCAGGCUGAAUUUGGAGGCAGGGAGCGCUCUCCGUUAAGAUUCGGGAAUGAUGUACCUCCAAAGGACAGGACAAGAUCUGACAUCCCUGUCGAUGCCGGCGAGUUGCAAAGAUCAGACCUGACGGGUACAGAGGACCUUCCCGGAAUGAGAGCGGGGCCGGAGUCAAGCGGUAGUCCCCUUAUGGACUAUCGGAGCGGGGAAGAGAUGACUCUUGCAGAGGAAUGGAAGAAUCGACAAAAGGAUAAAAACCCUUACCCAGAUAUUAAUAAAAGCACAGAAGGUCCACCGGAGCCCGCCUACCCUUCCGGUUUUAGGAGAGAAGUGAACAGUAGAGAUCCACCACCGUUCGCCGAGAGGGACAGACCGCCCUUUGACUUCCCAGGGAAAGAUGUCCACUUCUCUCACGGUGGCCCGUUUGCUCCAGUGGGCAGAGACGCCGCCGCACAAGACACGCGACUCCUCGCAAGAACCCCCCUGCCAGGCACUUCCGUAGGAGAAAAUAAGGACAAACACUGGCGGCCACAAAGGGACUCACAAAGUCCACACAAAGCAAAGCUUGGUGAACCGUUCCGUCUGGACAAGAACCUGCCCGCUCAGGAGAAUGUGAAGCCUAAUGAUAGUUUUAAAGGACUGGACAAAGGUCUUCCACACAGUGAAGCCCAGAAUCGGGGCAAGAUGGAAGAACUGGGUGAGUUCCAAAGCAGCAGCAUGGUACAGGCCAAGGAUCAAGACUAUAGAGACAUUGAUUACAGGACGGGCUCCGGAAGAAACUUUGAGUAUAAACAGGAGGAUCUCCAAGCAACACAACUGAUUAAAGACUCCAAACCAGCCAUGCCGCUAGAAUUCAGUGAAUCUGGCUCCAAGGAUCAGGAUUAUAGGAACGCCUCCGUGGAGGACAAAUUGUCCACAACGAUAUCCAUAUUUGGUAUUCCAAAGACCGCUACGAUGGAGCAGAUACUCGGUGCCUUUACAGUGCGGGAUGGGGUGCCUCAGCAGGGGAUGAAGAUUAAAAGCGUUGUCCCAGGUUACAGCUACGAUACGGCCUAUGUGGAGUUUUUAAACCUCGAGGAUGCAGUCCACUUCAUGGAGUCCAACAAGGGGUCCCUAAAGGUUGGCACUAGAGCCGUCUCCAUGAGCUACACCCAUCCAGAUGAGCAUGAUAGAAGUGUUAAUGAACCCCAUCCGACCUUACCUCCACACCCUCAGUCCCAAUUGUCCAGACCCGAGCAACCCUUAGAAGAUUCCAGCCUAAAUGGGUCCGCACCAGCAUGCCCCGCCGAGCCUUUACCCCCCGCCCAGUGGCAGCGCAACUCCGACCUGACCCCAGAGGCCUGGCAGCAGCAGGUGGACCAGCAGUUUCAGCAGCAAGAGAGUGAGAAGCAAGCAGAACCCUGGGGCAACCAUAACGCUCCUCAACAUAAUGCCCAACAGUCCAAAUCCGUCUUUAAGGACAGUAAAACCAUGAUCAUAAAAAAUAUAAAGCCCACCACCACAGUGGAGACCAUCCUCAAAGCUUUGGAUCCCUUUGCGUAUCUGGAUGAGAGGAACGUCCGUCUCAUCAAGGCCAAGACGCCCGGAGCAAAGUGCUUCUGCUUUGUUGACAUGGACUCCCAUGAGCAAGUGACUCGCUUGGUUGAUCUUCUCCUGACAAAGCCUGUUCCUCUCUACAUCGAUGAUGUCAGGGUGUACGCCGAGGUUGCCAGACCCCUGAAGAACCAAAAUUUCAGACGAGAGCCUGACAAACCGAACAGUUCAUCCCCGGGAUACCCACCCCCGGCUGCCAUGAUGGAGCAGCAGCAGCACUUGUACCGCCCGCCGCCUUUUCUGCAGCCGCCUCCCGGAAUGCCAGCCGGCAGCAGUCAUCCGCCCUUGCCUCCAGACCCCAGUCAGGGACUGGGCUACGACACAAGCCAAACCCUGGACCCGUCCUACCACGCGGCUGGAGCUCACGUGCCCGCAGACCCCACAGCCGGCCUCGACCAAUCACAGAGCUUUCCUUAUGAUGCCGACACCCCCGACAUGUCAAGCUACCUGUACGACGCCACAUCAGGCUUCUAUUACGACCCUGAGACGACCCUGUACUUCGAUCCUGGCUCCAGAUACUUCUACAACGCUCAAAACCAAGAGUACCUCUACUGGGACGCAGCGGCCAAGACGUACGUCCCGGUGCCCGGCGGGAACCCUGCGGAGAACCAGCCUGUGGCCAUGACCGCUGAGGACCAGGCCAUUCUCUCCAACCCCGCCGCAGACGCUCCUCUCGACAUGAAGAAACCAUCGGCACCUCCUUUUCCCACCACGGCUCCUCCGCCGGCACCCGUAUCUGCCACCGGCGCCAACCAAGAACCCGUCCCGAGUUCCACUCCGUCCUCCGAGAAGAAAGACGACGAGGAGUCGGCGAGAAAAGACAAAGACAACAAGGAAGAGAAGCCCAAAAGUCUUGCUGCGGUGAAGAUCAUGAAAGACAUGGAACGCUGGGCAAAGAUCCAGAACCGCCAAAAGGAAGGCGCACGCGCUCCGUCUCCUUUGAUGAAAAGCGGAGCCGAUGAUGAUCGGAGGCAGUCCAAGUCCGCAGACGCCGGCUUUGCCAUUUUUGAGAGGAAGAACUCCGCUGGUGAGGAUCUCUUCAAGAAGCCUCUUGCACCAGCGAAAAAAGAGUCAAAGCGGCCAAUGGGCUCCUUGGGCAUGCUGGCGUCGGACUACGCUGCCGGCAGCGACGAAGAAGUGGAGGAGGACAAGGAGGAGGUGGCCAAGAGCGGGCAGGCCAAGCAGUGCGAGGACAAGGAGGACAAGCUGACCGACUGGAAGAAGAUGGCCUGCUUGCUGUGCAGGAGACAGUUCCCCAACAAGGACGCCCUCGUACGCCACCAGCAGCUCUCCGACCUUCACAAGCAAAAUAUGGAGAUCCACCUGAAGAUCAAGAGGUCAAAGAAGGAGCUGGAGGCGCUAGAGAACCAGGAAAAGGAAAUGACGAGCAGAGAAAGUGUGAGGUCACCUGAACAGAAGAAGAGGAAACACCAUCACCACCAACAACCAUCACAGCACCAGAACAGCUGGGCCGGAGCAUCCAGGGAGGCGAGUAAAGUCGGCGAGAGGCCGGGUUUGGGAUCAGAACCUCCGCCUCCGCAGCAGCAACGGCGGCGGCAGAAGGAGCACGCGGCCUGGGACCACGCCACCUACAAGCAGGCCGUACGCAAAGCCAUGUUUGCACGCUUCAAGGAGCUGGAGUGACAUGACGAGAUAUCGUAGGAAGUAUUCCAAAGGAAUACUUCGUCUCCUUCAAUAAACUCUUUCAUUUCUCUUACGUGGGAAAAUGUGUCCGAGCUCGCUGGCCACCGUCAAAAGUUGCUUGUUUGUCAUUUUAAUUUUGUCAUUUUUUUCUGUGAAUUUAGGAUCUAUGGCACAUUUUUACAUAAAAGUUAAAAGCAAAACUUUUUUUUGUUGCUUGUUUAUGUCCAACUUGCAUUACACGCAUUUGUCCACAAGAGGGCAGCACGAUCCAAAGAUGGAUAACCUUCCAUUGAAGGACUUGAACACGCUGGACCA